AGGUUUACAAAUGAUCUUUUUUCUCUAUUUUAUAGUGACUUCCCAGCUAAUAUACUUGGAUCUUUCCUUAUGGGAUGGUUUGGGUUUGUGUUUAAACCCACCAUCUUGGAAUUCUCGGAGGAGUUAGCCCUCGGGCUUACUACGGGGUUCUUGGGAAGCCUCACCACCUUCAGCGGUUGGAUCCGGAAAAUGCUCACUUUAACAACCCAGGGGCAAUGGGUGUAUGGUCUUGUGGGCCUUCCAUUAGGUAACCAGUUGAAUACGAGAAAGAAAUUCAUAUUUAUUUUCUCGACUGGAAAGAAAUUGGGGCAAUUCAUGGACCAUGAAGGCCAUUACAAAACCUCUUGCUUUGAUGGGAAAUGUUGGGUUAAGAGCUGUAGGGAUAAGAUGGUCCAAGAAAUUAGGGUUGGCUUGUUGUUUGGCCCACUUGAUGUAUGGACUAGAUGGUUUCUUACUCGGUUUAACGGUAGAGGCUUUGGGCCUAAUCAGCGCCUAAUGUGGAUUCCAUGGGGGACUUUACUUGCUAAUGUAGUUGCUGCGGGGAUUAUGGUGCCUUUAUCCGCAUUGAACAUAGCUUUUUCAGGGUUGGUAAAUUGUGCAUGCAUUUUGCAGAAAAAAACUGAACAUUAUCAGACUGUUAUAGAGGUGCUACAGCUUGGGUUCUUGGGCUGUAUGAGCACAGUCUCGACAUUUGUUGCAGAAUUUUAUUCCUUGGUUGAGAGCGGCCAUGUUUGGAGAGCUUUUGGGUAUUCGAUUUUUAGUAUUGGAUUGUCAUUUGCUUUGGGGACUUUGGUAUACUCUGUAGCUGUUUGGACCAAGGGUCACGCUUUUACAGAUGGAAGGUGAACCAUAGGAUUAUUGCAAAACCAAUAAGAACUCUCUCUGCUAUCUACCACCAAUUUUCAUUGAAAUAUGUCUGGUUUUUGAGACCUCAAUGAGAAUAAUGUCUUACCAAUUUGCCCAUCAUCAAUUUUACCAUCAACAAGGGGUGCCACACCCAACAUGCUCCUACCAUUAGAGACUCUUAGAAGAAUGGGAGCUUUUACAAUUAGAAACUAUAUUGAAAUUGUAUGGAUUAUGGACUGUGGGAAAAACGUCAUUGUGGUCCUCCAAAAUGAUGAACUAGUCAUGGACACACAGUUACCAUUAGUGCAUUAGUUCAAUCAGCAAUGACAAUGUUCCUGACCAUCCGAACUUUGGCUCUCCCCUAACUGACUGUGGCUGCCUUUUCCCUCAUGCAUGGGACUGCAUAUUAAUUGUAAACAAUGCAAAACUCUGGUCCAUUGGGUCAUCACAGCCCAUUGAAAUGAUGAGAGAUGAUGAAGAGAGUGGAGUCGACUCUCGUGGGCGCAGCCCACUAUAUUGCUCAACCACAGUCCAAUUUGUCCUUAGAAGUUGCCACCACGGGUUUUCAAGAGGCCAUUGAAUUAUAGGAAGGCAUACAAAUAUGAAUGUGUGAACUGGUAUUAACUGCAUUGAUGAGCUUAACAACAUAAAUCUUGAAAACAUUUGUUUUGUUGUAAGACUUACCUAGUUGGCAGAGUUACAUGAGUACUUCAACAUUCUUAUUGUGUCGCGUUUUUACCUGUAUAACAGUGAUGACAUGGUCUCAACAUGUUGUCCAUAUAUGUGUCAGAUAUUGUGGUUGGGGAACGAUCAUGUGUAUUUUAAGCCUCAACAUGUUGUCCAUACAUAUGUCAGAUAUUGUAGUAAGGGGAAUGAUCAUGUGUAUUUUAAAUAUUACUGACUUGCAGUGUAUUGUAUUCUUUUUGUCCCUUCAUUUUGCAAAAUGCCAUUUACCCCAAUUCUCUCUUUCCUGGUCUUUUUGAAACUCACUCCCAACAACACUCAUCAUCCUGCAACUACAAGAUCGAGCUUCAUACCAACUCGAACAUCAAUUGACCAGAGUGAAGGACAUCUCUUUUCACCCUAACAUUUUGCAACUCUAGGACUGCUUCCAAAGCACUGAUCCACUCUAUGUAAUGAUCCAGUUUUGUCUUACAAUACUAUCUAAUUUACGACAAAAAAUAUUGCUCUGUAAAUUUAUGGAAUUGAAUUUAGAGAAAAUUAUGGUAAUAUCCGUUAUAGUUUCCAUUAUUACGGUUACACUAAAUAGUUUUCGUUAUUACA
This is a messenger RNA of Amborella trichopoda, 2130 nucleotides long. The record is from RefSeq and is a predicted model, not a curated record. NCBI's taxonomy places the organism in Eukaryota, Viridiplantae, Streptophyta, Magnoliopsida, Amborellales, Amborellaceae.